Molecule: messenger RNA, 4323 nt
Organism: Oikopleura dioica
Lineage: Eukaryota; Metazoa; Chordata; Appendicularia; Copelata; Oikopleuridae
Source: the annotation of a GenBank genome assembly
AUGACUCGGGCGAAAUGCAAGGAUGGCAUCAAGAAUAUCUUGAAGUUGAGUUCUUGCGGCAUCGUUCCACCCGCCUUGUAUGAAUCUGGCGCGGCUGUUUUCGUCGUGAUCGAGCUGGCAAACUUGUUCAUCAAGAAUCAGCCAGAAGCAGCGACAUCUCUCGCUCAACAUGAAAAGUUCAUACCAGACAAUCGCUUGUGCGUCAUUUUCGAGUCUCGAGUUGCCUUUCGAGUACAUGCGGCGAAUCAUCACCGAUUUCGACUUAUUCUUCGCCCUCUUCGUCAACCUGCACAUGUUGUUCAACUAUUCAACGCUUCCUUCCGCGAUCCCGGCUACACUUCUUCCCGCUUCUACUUCUCCAGCCGCAACUGCUCGAAAUUUAUCUCCCCGAAGCCGACUUGCUCGCACCACUGCUCCGUCUGCGCCAAAUGCGUCAUUCAGAUGGACCACCACUGGAUCAACAACUACGUGGGCAAUUUCAAUCGGCGCUACUUCUUCAACUUCUGCCUGCUCCUCAUCUCCGAACGCCAGACCACGCUUCAGCGAAUGCAUCCGACAAAAGCCCCUUCUCCGCGCAGCCGCUGCUUCGAGAACUGGCUCAAGUUCUACAGCAUCCUUACCUUUAGCCCAUUUUUUACCCGAUUUCUGAUUCCUUCACCUCAUUUGCCAAUCGACAGCGGUGUCCCGGAGCAUCUGAGCCAACUUCCGGCAGACCUCUUUACGAAAAGAGUAGAGAAAGGAUCCCAUAUUUUUUUGUUCAGACAGUGCGUUAUCGGAUUGAAAAUGAAGCCUUCACCCCACUUCAAAUCGCCGAAGAAGACUUCUAACAAAUCAUCCAACUCGAAGCUGGCCUCAGAUCUUGAUCCCGACCAACCAACGCCGAUUCCCCAACGAAAGAUAAGAUUUGCGAAGGAAUCAACUGAGAUUUCCCCUGAAAUACCGUUACCGGAGCUUCCCCAAUCUCAGGGGAGCACGGAUGGCUGGGUAAACUCUGCUCUUGCUUCUUCACAAUCCUCUGAGAACACCCUGGGAUCCGAAGAAGAGAUCGAUGGAAUUUCCGUAUCAGUCAGUGGUGAACUUUUCGAUAAUGAGCUGCAGCCAAUGGAUACUACGCAGAUUACCCAGCAAGACCAAGAAAAAGCUAACUACUCUCAAGGCUCCUCCGUCUACAAAACGCCUGAAAAGAGUCUACCGAAAACGCCCAGUAAGACUGAUCAAUCAGCACCCGCUACGGCUCCACAGCCCUCGAGAAACCUUCGUCGAAUCCUCUUCAAUGAAAAUCAGACAGGGAGAUCAAAAAAGGUGAUGAAAAGCAAAGCGAGGAAAUUCGACAAUAAAUCGAAUAGACGAAACAACACGUCAUCGAAACAUUACACGAUUGACGAUAUUUUCAACGAUCCGAUCGUUCCAAACUCGACUUUUCCAAGCGCCAAGAAGAAGCCCUUAUCAACGAAGAACGCGAUGGUCGAUUUGACGAAAUCGAAGAAACCGAGGAAAUCAGAACAGUGGUCGCCCGUGCCGCUCGCGAUAAUGCGAGGAUUGAGGAACGAAUCGGAGCCUUUCAGAUUGAGGAGAAAUCGGAAGAAUGCUUUUUCUGAAACGGCGCCUGUUGAGCCAACUCAAACUCGGAAAAGCAUCGGCGACUCGUUUCUCGACAACACUGUUACCGUGACCAAUCUUCCUUCCGAGAGAAACGCUGCUGAUACGACAAAUCCCGAGUACGAGACAAUUGACCGCUCUUUAAAUGUCACCGCUGGUACCUCCGAACAGCCUGAGCCUGCUUUCUCUGGCUCUUCUUCAGAUGUUUCCUCCAGAAGAAUGGCACGCAAGGACGAUAAAGGCUCUUCAAUUGCUGAUGCUGUAAAAACCGCUUCAAAUCAACGAGAAGAGUCUGACGAGUCAAGCCGACCAGCUACGCGAGCAGCGUCAGUCCGAAUAGCUUCGAGGGCAGCGUCAAGCCGAAUUAGCCAAGCUAUAUCAAACCAUAUCAACCCGCCGAAAAGAACGAAGUGGACAGAAGACGAGGACGGCAAGCUGAUAGAAGGCCUCAAUCUAUACGGAAAAAACUGGAAAAAGAUCGAGCUCGACGUCAGGGAUGCCGAAGAACUCGAAAAGGUGUUCAAAGAUCACAAGAUCACGGCGGUUCUUCAUUUCGCCGGACUCAAGUCUGUUAACGAAUCGGUCUCGCAACCCCUCGAGUACUACAACAACAACAUCUCGGGGACUUUAAUUCUGCUUGAAAUCAUGAUGAAGUAUGGAGUCAAGCAGUUUGUCUUCUCCUGCUCCGCCACCGUCUACGGACCACCAGAACAAAACCCAGUCGAUGAGCCGCAUCGUGUCGGCUUCGGAAUCACCAAUCCCUAUGGAAGAACAAAAUACUUCAUCGAAGAAAUUCUCCGAGACGUCGUCAUUGCUGAUCCUGAAUUGCGUUGCGCUGAAAAUAUCUCGAAGGUUCUCUAUCCAAAUGACAAUUUCUUCGAAGGAAAAGAACUUCGUCUCAAGCAAGAGUAUUUCGUUAUCUGUGCUACGCUUCAGGACAUUGUCAGGCGAUACAAGAGCUCAAAGUUCGGAUGCAGAGAUUCUGUCAGAACUCAGAUCAUUUAUCUGAUCAACGCCCGUCAUUUGAAGGACGUCGCAAAAGUUCAUGACAACAGUUCAAGAGUACACGAUCCCAAUCUUUCUGCAAAACAAAGAUGUGAUGUGCGAAGCCGUCACCGGCUCUGGAAAGACGCUGGCCUUCCUUUGCCCGCGCUGCACAAAAUGAUCUCUUCCGGGGCAAAGGACAAGAACUCCUUCAUCGUCAUUUCUCCGACCAGAGAGCUCGCCAAUCAAACUCACAAAGUUUUGCUGCGAUUUCUCGAUGUUCUUGAAAAGUACACGGCGAUGACCUGCAUCGGCGGAGUAACAAAGAUCCAGGAAGACAUGGAAAUGCUGGAAAAGUCGACUCCAGAUGUGAUCAUCGCGACUCCGGGAAGAAUGGACGAUUUGAUUAAACGAUCCGAUGUGCUCAAGGCGAAGCUGAAGACUGUGGAGAUGUUGAUUAUCGACGAAGCGGACCAGAUUUUGGACAUUGGUUUCGAAAAAGCGAUCAAUUUCAUUUCGUCAAAUCUUCUAAAGCAGCGGCGAACCGGUCUUUUCUCCGCGACGCUGAACGAAAACGUCCUCCGUCUGAAAAAGGCUGUUACGACGGAUCUGCUCUGCCGCGGCGUCGAUAUUUCCGGCGGCGUCGACUACGUCAUCCAGUUCGAUCCUCCAACCUUUGCUCCAAACUUUGUCCGCCGCGCUGGCAGAACCGCUCGCGCUGGAAAAAGCGGAGAAAACCUGGUCUUGGUGACUCCGUCGGAGCACGAGCAAAACUACCUCGAAUUCAAACUCAACCAAAAAGUCGGCGACAUGGUCGUGUUAAAAGAAGAUUUCGAGAUUUUGGAACUGGAGAAGAGGGCGUUCCCGAGCUUUUUUUGUGCUUACAAAGCGCACGAGUGCAAAUACAUUUUCCGCGAAAAAGAGCUGAUCAAAAGUAUUAGUGAUUAUGCGCUCAUGUUCGGUCUUUUGAAAAUGCCAAAAAUGGCCGAGCUGAAGAACAAGGACAUCUCAAACCACGUCCACCAAUUUGAAUAUCUUUCCCAUCACUUGUACGGCUCAAACUGCUUUCCGCUAAUCGCCAAGUUUUUCAACCAGAACAUGACGGUUUUCGUCACUCAAAGAAAUCAAAUUCCAAAGGUGGACUUGCGAAAUGCUUUUCGAGGGCUGCCGAUCAUCCAAGCGCUGAUAGAACGAGCAACUGAAGAGCAGAUGCUCUACUGCUGGCGAAACAUAAUCCCUUCGAUUUGUUUCUUGAUAAUUCUCGUGAAAAUCAUGAAAGAAAACGUCGUUCUCGAUUCUCGGCGACGAGAGCAAUUCGGAAACUUACUCCUCAAUCGCCUGGGAAAAGCCAAUCAAUCGCCAAUCCGAUGGAGCAGAACUUAUGGAACCACUUCAUUUUUAAAGAGUUUGAGGACAGGGGAAGUUGAGCGAAUCUGCCGAGAAUCGAAUUGCUACGAGCCUGAAAAAGUCAAGAACUUCUUGAAAGAGCAGAAAAUGUGGGACCAACUUCCUUUGAUAAUCGUCUGCGAUCGAUUCGACUUUGUCCACGACUCGGCUCUCCAUCUUUACAGAAAUAAUCUCCAGAAAUACAUCGAGAUCUACGUCCAGAAAAUUAACUCAUCUCGACUCCCUCAGGUCAUUGGUGGGCUUUUGGAUGGCGACUGCGAGUCAGAUGUGAUCAAGAGCCUUAUCAUGGUUGUCCUAGCUCCUUCUCCCGUGGCGAGAGUCGCGAAUAGCUGA